Molecule: messenger RNA, 3104 nt
Organism: Blepharisma stoltei
Lineage: Eukaryota; Ciliophora; Heterotrichea; Heterotrichida; Blepharismidae
Source: the annotation of a GenBank genome assembly
AUGAAAUUAACACCAGUCAAUUGCAUCAUGUUUCUUAGCACUGUGACAUCAUUCAUCAUUCAUGGAAUUAUUUCAACAAAUUUUGAAAAGUUAGCUUUAUUUGUACUUAUUUCAAAACUACCCAAACGUCCUGCAUUGUAUAUAUCGAUUUUUGGCUCUAUGAUUAUAACACUCAUAACGAAUUUUCCAGAAGAUUUGCUAUUUUUAUCUGCUUUAAUUUAUAUAUUUCCCCAAAUCCUCAAAUUAAGGCUUAGUUCAGCUGUCAAUUGCUUUAUUUGGUUAAGCAUCAUAUGGCUCAUAUUUGCUGGCUAUUUUAAAUCAGGACAAUUUGAAUUAUUGACUAUUAUAUGGACUUCAAUAAUAUCCAGCUUAGAAAUUUCAAAACAAACAAAAUUUGAUGAAAUUUUGAAAGAAAAAGAAGAAUUAGCUAAAAAAUGCAAAAGGUUAGAAACAGAAGUUUCCAUAAUUGAAGCCAGUCAGCGAACUCCUUCUGCAAAAAGAACUUCAGAGCUUAUAAAUAAGCUCAAACAUUUAUCUAAUACUUUUAUGCAAGGAGAUACUCCAGGCUCAUCAAUGAGAAGUUCUCGAUUUGGAAAUGAGUCGCUAACUUUCUCCUCAUAUUUAUAUAGCCAUCGAAAUAUUUAUACAGAUGAAACUGACUCCCCCUUUAAAUUGGAGCAAAAAAUCCUGUUCCAAUUUAGUUGGCAAUAAAAUAUAAUUCAAAAAUUUCUGAUAUUUUUGAAAACAUUGCAUUAUUUGUGAUUAAGAUUGCCAUUAGGAGCUAAAGUGAAUACAGAUAGCUUUUUUCCUAAGUUCAAUCUGCAAGAGAUGUUUUAAAGAGGAUAUAGGUUCAAUGAGUUAUUAAAAGAUUUCAGAUUGGGGUUCGCCGCUUUUCUGAUUGACUUAGAUUUUAGACAAAAAUGCCAUUAGAUGCUAAAGAGCGUGAAAGGUUUGGCUCGCAAGAUGGGUUUUAUUAGAAUUUCCGCGAAAUUAUUAGUGUUAAGUGUUAAAAAAUUAGUCUAUUCAAUUGAGAAUGGUUUAAAUACAUUCUAAUUGCAUUUGCCUAUUAAAUUAGUUCAAAAUUAAUUUUAUAAAAAUUAGUACUUGAUCGAUAACAUUUUCCUAAUGAAAACCAUAUUUUGUUCCAAUUCAAAGAGGGCUAAAGUAUCCAAAUUACCGAUGUUUUGUUCCAAUUUAAAGCGGGAGUGAGAGUUCAGAUUUCAUUACAAAUGAUGAAAUCAAAGAAAUUAUUGCUUCCUUAAUCAGCCAAGACUACUUAUUUUGAAAUCCUGAAAAAGGUCACGUGACUGAUCUCAAUCUUCUGGAAAUAGGGAAAAAUCAAAUGAAUCUAUAUACACAAACAGACGACUCAGUCCCUGAAUCGCCUAGUAGACGAAGAAAGCUGUCCAAUCCACUUCUAGUGAAGCGUUUAACCACAAUGAAAACGUCAUGCAUUGAUAAUAAGUCUUUAUUUGAAACUCUAAAUGAAUUAGGCAGAUGAGAUUUUGACCAAUUUAAGCUACUUGAGCUGACAAAAAAUCCAACUUUUGAAGUCGGCAGAUAUAUUUUCGAUUUUCUAGAUUUUAUGGGAAUUUUUGACAUUGACGAGCAUAAACUAGAUAGGUUUUUGACAGUUGUAGAGAACGGGUACAAAAAAGAAAAUUAUUACCACAAUUCAUUGCAUGCUGCUGAUGUAGCUGCUUCAGCAAUGUUUUUGAUUCAGCAAGGACUUGAACUUGGAAAUGGCCUUGAAGAUAUUGAUAAUUUAGCUAUGAUUAUUGCUGCGCUUUGCCAUGAUAUUGAGCAUCCUGGGGUAAAUAAUCCAUAUUUGGUUAUUAGCCAAGAUUCUUUACUCCCCCUUGGAGCGAACAAAAAAUUUUGUUUGUUCAAGGAGGGGGUUAUUUUUUUUAAAAAAUUUAUAUAUAAAAUUAAAUAAUAAUAUUUGUUCGAAAUUUAAAAAAAUCCAUAUAGCCCCUGAAAUUAUUUAGAUCAUUAUUGGCCAUCCAUUUUAAUUUCCAAAAUUAAUUUGUACUUGCCAUCUUUUUUAAAAAGUAAAAACGAAAAUGACAAGUUUCCGUUUAUGGUUUUAAGGUACCUAAUCAGACUUAUACUGUAUAAGGCAGGUGCCCUGUACCAUAUUUUUUCUGGUCUGUAUUCUGCUGGGGUAUAGAGAUCUAUUAAGGUGUAUGAACUAUAUUCGAAAUAAUUUUAAAGCAAAUAUUAAUUUAAUUUAAAAAAUUUAUGAUUAAAAAUUAAAGUUGUUUAAAAUUAGUUCGAAAUUUCAUUAUAAUAAUUAUUACUUAUAUACCAAAAUAUUUUUUCGGAAAAUUUUUGCUUGCUCAUGGAGAGUGGUUUUACCUAAAUAAUAGGGAUUUUUCCAGUGGGUUUUGUUCACUCACAGAGACAGGAGGGAGUUAGCAUUUAAAUAUAACGAUCAAAGCGUUUUAGAGCAUAUGCAUGCAAAUAGAACUUUUCAAAUUCUCAGUGAAGAUAAAACUAAUAUUUUAGCAAAUCUUGCUAAGGUCGAUUAUCAGAGAUUCAGAAAAAUAACGAUUCAAGCAAUUUUAGGAACAGAUUUACAGGUUCACUUUGACAAAUUAGCUGAUUUCAAAUCAAUGAUUUCCAAGAGGCUCAAUUUUUCGGAUGAUAAAUUUAAACUGCUUUCUUUGCAGAUGUGUAUAAAGUGUGCAGAUAUAGGCCAUGGAGCAAAAACUCUUGAUCUUCACAAAAAGUGGUCUAAUUUAAUUACAAAAGAGUUUUUUAAGCAAGGUGACCUUGAAAGAAGACGAGGAUUCCCUGUCACACCGCUUUGUGACAGAGAAAGCGUAGUGUUAAGCAAAUCUCAAGAAGGAUUUCUAAAAGUACUUGUAAGGCCACUAUUCGAGCUCUGGGAAGAAUUUUUGGAACUUCAUGCAGCUGAAGAGAACAAAGAUAUUGCCAUUUACACAUUUGAAGCGUGCUUGAGCAAUAUUAGAUGCAAUAUAGAAUACUGAGAUAAUGAGUAUAUUUUAUAUAAAGAUUGAAAACAAACAUUUUUCCUUGACGAUUUGCCUCCGCCUAUGCUAAAGAAACAUUCAACUCAAAUACCGAACGGAAUUAAUUAA